Castor canadensis (American beaver) is the source of this 3073-nucleotide messenger RNA. Lineage: Eukaryota; Metazoa; Chordata; Mammalia; Rodentia; Castoridae. The record is from RefSeq and is a predicted model, not a curated record.
AGUUUAGAAACUGCCCUAGUGAAAGAGUGGAAUGUGGCACAGUGUGGGGGUGGGAGGUAGAAUCUGAGACAGUAAACUGUUGUUAGCUAGAAAUUCAAGUAACAGUGUCUUGGUUUCUUAAGGCACAGGGACUGAGGAUGUGCACAGGAGGGCCUGUUGGCAGUAUUUUGGUCAUACAGAUAGUAGAGAGGGAAUAAUUAAUGAAUUAAGGGAUGGGACUAGCAAUGUCUGCACCUUGUUGGGAGUUGAAAGCAACAAUCAGGAGGAAGAACCUACUCCCUUAACCCUGAAGACCCAAGGAGAUACCAGUGAGUGGGUCUGCAAGAUUUGUUAGUGCAAGGGCACAAAUGCGCUCUUGGCCUGUUUCUCUUGCUUGCAACGCCAGCGCCGCCCUCUUGGGGGCGGGGCUCGAGGGCGAGGCUGGUGGCUGUUCAGAGGCCUCGAGAGACAUCAGUUCCUACCAGACUCUUGCUGGGGGUGCCGUCCUACCCCAUGGCAGGAUACAGGCUCUCAAACGCCUAUGCCCUUCCAAGCAGUGGUGGAGGUGGCCUUGAAGGGCCGAUGUCUCUGGAGGUUGACACUCCAACCUGGUUGAGCACCCAGGCAGCCCCUGGCAGGCUAAUGGUGCGACCAGCAGUCUGUCCCAGCGGCUGCCCAGGCCCUGAGGUGUGGGGAGUGCCCCUCGUACCCCCACCUUGCGAAUUCUGGGGCGGGAUAGGGCCCCGCGGAGCUGUUGAGGCAAGGGCCUGGUUCCAGAGCCCCAGUGAAGACACCUGUCCGGGCCCCUACAUCGCCCUGCGGUGCAUCCCAAGGUUGGCGGUGCCAGAGGACGUCUCGGCCAUAGAGAAAGAAAUGGAGCAGCUGGCCAAGGAGCUGAGGCAGAAGAGGAUGGCCUUGGGGUACUCACAGGCGGAUGUGGGGUUCGCCGUAGGAGCUAUGUUUGGAAAGGUUCUUAGCCAGACGACCAUAUGCCGCUUCGAGGCCCAGCAGCUCAGCCUUGCCAACAUGUGGAAGCUGCGACCGCUGCUGAAAAUGUGGCUGGAGGAAGUGGAUGAGAAGAAUCUUCUGGGCUUAUGCAAAAUGGAUAUGAUUCUGCAGCAGGCUCGGAAGCGGAGACGGGCAAGCCGGGAGCGGCGAAUCGGAAACAACCUGGAGAAACUCUUCUUGCAGUGUCCGAAGCCCACGCCCCAGGAGAUCAGCCGCAUUGCUGGGCACCUCCGGCUGCAGAAGGAUCUAGUCCAAGUCUGGUUCUAUAACCGGAGCCAGAUGGGCAGUUGGCCAGCCAGUGAUGCCUCCCUGCGGGAGAAUGUGGGGGCAGCCGGGCCUCCUUUCCUAGGGCCACCUGUGUGCUUUUCCCUGGCACCGGGCCUCCGUUUUGAUUUCCCCCACUGUGGGGGGCCCUGCCUUACACCCCUGUUCUCCUCCACCCACUUCCCUGCUGGGGGAACCCUGUUCUCUGCCCCAGCUGCUACGCUGGGCCUCCCCAGGCUCUGGAGCUGAGAGGCCUGCCCUGGGCAGGAGUGAGGGGGAGGGUCAGAGAAGAAGUGGGGGAAGGUUGGGGAAGCAUCAGGGUUCAUAGUCCUGAGUCCUGCAUGCACCUGUUAAAGUAAGCAUAGGUAGGGGAUAAGGGGGGAGUUAUUUAGGAAAACUUUGGGAGGGAAGUUGAAGUUUAUUGCUGUUUUUUGGUUUUUCCCUAGCAUUGAUAUUAAGGUAUAUUACAAAAUAUACAUGGUUUGAAUAGUUUGUUUCUCUUUUUUUUAUUGAAAACGUGUCUGUUGUUCCUUAUGGUCAUCAAGAAAGAGUUUUUAAUUUUUUUUCCUUAUAAACACAAUAUUGAGGGGGAAAGUUAAAAUAACAGGAAAACUACUUUAGUACACCUUUUUUUUAUUUUUUUAAAAAAGCAGAAUGUUGUACAAACACAAAAAUCCAGGAUAAUAAUUGCUACUGGGGGAAGACUUGAGAAUGGGAUAGGAAAGAAGUACACAUAGCCCACCAGAGCCCUUGCUGAGAUAUAUGAGUUCUCCUGGGAGUUGCCCUUUUUUGUAAUUCAUCUUUUCAUUUCCCGGGAAAGGGGGGUGGGGGACGACAACACAGUUCUCAGCUCAGCUCUCCAUUUAUGUGGUAUCACUGCAGUCACUAGUCCAAGCCCCUUUGUUACCGAGAUGGCAAGCUGGACGGCAGUGGCAUCAGCCCCAGCUCCAGCUUACUUACCUAGUUUUCAGCUCCAUUUGGUUUGUCUCCUGGAAAUACCUCUUGCAUUUUUAAGCCCAGAUAUGCUUUUGAGAUCAUGUUUGUAAAAGUUUCCUUUUUGCCUUAUAACUUAACAUUUGUCAUAACCAUUUUCUUUUUCUAUUGACAGUACUGCGGUCUCAGGGCCUUGCAUUUACUAGGUAGGCACACUACCACUUGAACCACACAACAGCCGUUUUUUGCUUUAGUUAUUUUUUGGAUAGGGUCUCAAAUUUUCACCCAGGACCAGACUCAGACUAAGAUCUUCCUACCUUGGUAUUACGGGCCACGACACCUCACCUAAUUUAUUUUCUGAGAUGGGGAAUUGCUAAUUUUUUGCCUAGGGUAGCCUUAAGUCACAGUCCUCCUGAUCUGUACCUCCAAAGUGAGAUUAUAGGUAUGAGCCAGCAUGCCCAGCCACUCAUGGUAACUAUUUUUAAGUGUAAAUUCAAUUUGUGUAAAUGAAUUCCAUUUCACAAUGUACAGCUAUCAGCACUAUCCAUUUCCAGUAUUUUUUCACCAUCCUAAAACAUAAACUCUGUGCCUAUUAAGCAAUACCUUCAUUUUCCCUAGCUCUAGACCCUAAUAACCUCUGAUCUGUUUUAUGUAUGUGUGAAUCUGUUUGUUCUAGAUAUUUUAUAUUUGUAAACAGAAAGAAUAGCUGUCCUUUUGUGUCAGACUUAUUUCUCUUCUUGUGUUUUCAAGCUUCAUCCAUUUAUAGCAUAUAUCAGACUUCAUUCUUUUUGUGCCUGAAUAAUAUUCCCCUGUAUCGAGAAUACCACAUUUUGUUUAUCCAUUCAACACAUUGGUUGGUUUAUUUCCAUGUGUUGGCUAUUGUGAAUAA